AUGGAGUUCUUGCUUGAGAAUUUUGGCCGAUUCUUUCAAGAUCAUGACCUGGAUCAUCCAAUCAUUGAGCUUCAUCCUCCGGUGCCAUAUGCUAGCUCUCCUAUGGUUCCCGCUCAAACGAUUCUAGGAGCCUCUGGAUCAUCGAAUGCUCUGAAGAGUCACAAUAGUCCAGCUAUGACUGACGGUUGGGGUUCGAGCUCAACCAUGUCAUCUAGCCACAUGUCUAACUCGCCGCCUCGCUCUGGCGUUCAUACAAACAACCGUGGUAGUAUCAUUCACAAGAAAUCCAUUCGUGUGGUUGCGCAAGAGGCUAAGGACAGACUCUCACGACAAUAUUCUGGAUCUAAAGUUAUGCGAAGAAAGUCGACUAAGAUGUGGGGUAGUCGAUUAGCCGAAGUCAUGCCAACGAACCAAAAUGGACCAUCGGUUGGCUUAGGUAUGCAUGAUUAUGAAGAAGAAUUAUCGCCAAUUGCCGGUUCACCUGGUGUAAGUGGUACUAUCAAGACCUUUCAGUAUCUCAAAGGUGGCCUCAUUGGCCGUGGAUCCUUUGGGCGGGUCUAUCACGCUUUUAAUCUGGAUACGUGUGAAAUGAUUGCAAUCAAGGAGGUGGAUCUACCACAGACGCUUUCAGAAAGGAAUUGUGAUCGCCUCAAGACUUCGGUUGAGGCACUCUUUUCUGAGAUGGAGGUGUUAAAGGACCUAGAUCAUGAAAACAUUGUUCAGUACCUGGGCUUUGCACAGAAUGAGCUAACGGCCAAUAUCUUUUUGGAGUAUGUCUCUGGAGGCUCCAUUGAGUCUUGCCUGAAGCGUAGUGGUCCAUUCCCUGAGGCUGUGAUAAGGUUUUUUACUAGACAAAUUUUACUCGGUCUUGAGUACAUCCAUAGCAAGAAGAUUGUGCACAGAGACAUCAAGGCCGCUAAUGUAUUGGUAGACGAGCAGGGUGUCUGCAAAAUCUCAGACUUUGGAAUCUCAAAACGAAAUGCGCAGAGCCAAGGAGGAUAUGAUGAGAACGUGGGCUCGCUUCAAGGUUCCAUUUUCUGGAUGGCUCCCGAAAUGGUCACAUCCAAAGCAUAUGGAGCCAAGGUAGAUAUCUGGAGCUUUGGAUGUCUAGUGCUCGAGAUGUUUACAGGCCAGCAACCAUGGAAGGGCUAUGCGCCUCAGCAAGCGCUCUUCACGAUUGGAAGUAACAAUGCUCAUCCACCUAUUCCCGAGAAUAUUUCGGAAGAAGGUCAAAGGUUCCUUGCCCGCUGCUUCACGACAGAUGCCAAUCUUCGACCGACCGCAUCUGAGCUACUUCAGGAUCCCUUUGCAGUGCCACCAGCCAACUUUAACUUUAAUGAUUACAUCGAAGGAAAAAUAACAGACUAA
This is a messenger RNA of Lobosporangium transversale, 1368 nucleotides long. Its product is annotated as kinase-like domain-containing protein. The transcript is spliced from 4 exons. Gene Ontology annotation, biological process: protein phosphorylation. Gene Ontology annotation, molecular function: protein kinase activity; ATP binding. The record is from RefSeq and is a predicted model, not a curated record. Lineage: Eukaryota; Fungi; Mortierellomycota; Mortierellomycetes; Mortierellales; Mortierellaceae. The coding region runs from base 1 to 1368 and encodes 455 amino acids.